Messenger RNA from Aphidius gifuensis, 2413 nucleotides. Its product is annotated as transketolase-like protein 2. The record is from RefSeq and is a predicted model, not a curated record. Bases 194 to 2077 code for a protein of 627 amino acids. Gene Ontology annotation, molecular function: thiamine pyrophosphate binding; transketolase activity. The transcript is spliced from 4 exons. NCBI's taxonomy places the organism in Eukaryota, Metazoa, Arthropoda, Insecta, Hymenoptera, Braconidae.
AGAUAUUUUUUUUCAUCAUCAUAAUCAUCAUCAUCAAAGGUCACUGUGUUUUGUGUUCACUGUUCAGUUGGCGUGGAUCAUACAAUUUUGCCUGAUUUAGCCGGUCAUUUAUUUGUAAUCUAAUUGUUUAUCAAUUAUCACUUUAAUUAUUAACAAUUGAUAUAUAUUUUUGUUAAUAAAAAAAUUAAUAAACAUGGCAAACUAUCACAAACCCGAAGCCAAGACAAUUCAAGAACUUAAGGAUAUUGCCAACAAGUUGAGAAUUGAUUCAGUCACCGCUACUGAUGCCAGUAAAUCUGGUCAUCCAACAUCAUGUUCAUCAAUGGCAGAAAUUGUUUCUGUUUUAUUUUUCAAUACCAUGAGAUACAAAUUGUCUGAGCCACGUGAUGCAAGCAGUGAUCGUUUUAUUCUCAGCAAGGGUCAUGCUGCUCCAAUUCUUUAUUCCGCUUGGGCAGAGGCUGGCCUAUUUCCAGUAUCUGAUUUACAAAAUUUGAGAAAAUUUGAUAGUGAUUUAGAGGGUCAUCCAACUCCAAGAUUGAAUUUUAUUGAUGUUGGAACUGGUUCAUUGGGACAAGGUCUAUCAGUAGCAGCUGGUAUGGCUUAUGUUGGAAAAUAUUUCGACAAAGCAAGCUACCGAACUUAUUGUUUGAUUGGAGAUGGUGAAUCUGCUGAAGGUUCAAUUUGGGAAGCUCUUUCCUUUGCAUCACACUAUAAACUUGAUAAUCUUUGUGCAAUUUUUGAUAUUAAUCGACUUGGUCAAAGUGAGCCAACAGCAAUUCAACAUAAUAUGGAAGUUUAUCGUAAACGUCUUGAUGCAUUUGGCUUUAAUGCAAUUGUUGUUGAUGGACAUGAUGUUGAAGAACUUGUUAAAGCAUUCCAUGAAGCACAAUCAACAAAAGAUCGUCCAACAGCAAUUAUUGCAAAAACAUUUAAGGGUAAAAAUUUUCCAAAUAUUGAAGAUCUUGAAAAUUGGCAUGGUAAAGCACUUGGUGGUAAAUCAGAUGAAGUUAUAAAACAUUUAACAUCACUUAUUAAAAAUCAUGGACCACUUGGUCUUCGUCCACAAAAACCAAUUGUUGAUGAUGCACCAAUUGUUGAUAUAACAAAUGUUAAACUUGAUACACCACCAAAUUAUAAAGAUGGUGAUUCAAUUGCAACACGUUUAGCAUAUGGUACUGCACUUGCUAAAAUUGCUAAAAAUAAUUCACGUGUUGUUGCAUUUGAUGGUGAUACUAAAAAUUCAACAUUUGCUGAUAAAAUAAAGACAAUUGAUUCAAAUCGUUUUGUUGAAUGUUUUAUUGCUGAACAAAAUUUAGUUGGUGUUGCAACUGGUGCUGCAUGUCGUGAUAGAACAAUUGCAUUUGUAUCAGCAUUUGCAACAUUCUUUACACGCGCAUUUGAUCAAAUACGUAUGGGAGCAAUAUCACAAUCAAAUGUUAAUUUUGUUGGUUCACAUUGUGGUGUAUCAAUUGGUGAAGAUGGUCCAUCACAAAUGGGUCUUGAAGAUAUUGCAUUAUUCCGUUCAAUACCUGGAUCAACUGUAUUUUAUCCAAGUGAUGCUGUAUCAACUGAACGUGCUGUUGAACUUGCUGCAAACACAAAAGGCAUUUGCUUUAUUCGUACAUCAAGACCAAAUACAUCAAUAUUAUAUAAAAAUGAUGAAAAAAUUAUGAUUGGUAAAGCUAAAGUUAUCAAAUCAUCAAGUGAUGAUAAAGUGCUAGUGAUUGGUGCUGGUAUAACACUUCAUGAAGGAAUAAAAGCUGCUGAAGAACUUGAAAAAAGUGGUAUUAAUGUUAGAGUACUUGAUCCAUUUACAAUUAAACCAAUUGAUGCUGAAAGUAUUAUUAGUAAUGCCAAAGAAUGUGGUGGAAGAAUUGUUACUGUUGAAGAUCAUUAUCCAGAGGGUGGUCUUGGUGAAGCUGUUGCAUCUGCUGUUGCACUUGAACGUAAUAUUAUUAUUAAAAAACUUGCUGUACCAAAAGUACCACGUUCUGGACCACCAAGUGUUCUUGUUGAUGCCUUUGGUAUCGGUUCACGUUCUAUUAUUGCAGCUGUUCAAGAAAUUUUGAAAUACUAAUUUAUCUAUAAUAUUGUUAAAACAGUUUAAACACUUUUUCUAUUCAACUGCCCAUUUAUUCAACUUUUCUUUUUGUAAUUAAAUAUUUUUCAUAUGAAAAUUUAUAAAUAUCAUUAUUAAAUUUUCGGAAAUACAACAUUCCAGAAAAAUUUUAUUACAAUAUUUUUAUAUAAUACAAAAUUAUUUUCAUUAACAGUAAUAAUAAAUAAAGCUCUUGUAAUUUAAAUAAAAUUAUUUUUUAUUUAUAAAUUAUAUAAUCCAGCUAUUAACCUACAGAUUAAAAUUAAUUUUAUAUUUUUUUUAUUGAUAGGAAAUUAAUGUCAAGAAAAAAAAAAG